CAUAAUUAGUAUGAAUUGAGCUAAGUUGGUCUUAAAGGAGAGCAUCCGAUGUGAGUGCUAGUCAGCCUCGAGACGCUGGACGAGCUCUACAGCCGCGACCUCCUACCCAACAUCUUCCUAGCAGCUCACCUCCUCUUGAUGUCAGGCACCAGCCGGUAGAGCAAGGACAGCUACCGCAUCAGCAUGAUCCGUCCCAAAGUCAGUUUAAUGCACAGGCAAUUGUAUCGCCCCAGGGGUUUCGGCAUGGUUCAGGCCAUACUCCUAUACAUAAUGAAAACCCAGACGAGUUUGAAGGUAUUUCCUUUCUCACUCCCGGACGUCAGCCGGAGACCGUCCAAAGUCACCCCUUGCUGCCCUCAGACAGAGUUUCUGGGUCCUGGCACAGCAAUCCAAGCGGAAGCAGCUUCCACCCUGGCGGUGUCAACGAGCAGAGCGGCUCUCACGGCACGUUGAUGCUGGGCAGUGGGGGUCGAUCCAAGUAUCUCGGUCCUACAGCAGGCAGUGAAUGGUUGAAAGAUUCGGAAACGCAAAUCGUAACGGACUCACCUUCGGCCACUCGUCCUCCCUCUCCGAAAGUACCUCAGUCGGCAGCCUCCCUUCAGGCCAGCCAUCCAACCUUUGGCACUGCCGCCAUUGCUUUUCCGUUCAGCACGUCAGCGGCCGGUACUAGUACCCAGGACUUGCUUUCUCAUCUGCCUCCCAGGGAAGAGGCCUGGACACUAGCUGAGUCGUACUAUCGCUAUUGUGCUUGGCAUCAUGAUGUUGCUCCCAAACCCAUGUUCGAAAAGACAUUUAAUCGUGUCUAUAAACUGUCAGAAGGGGGCACAUUGUCACCCCGCGUCAAUCCUCAAGAAAUUGCCCUCGUUUUCAUCAUCAUGGCUCAAGGUACCUUGUACAAUAUCGAGAUGCCCAACUAUGACCCGUCUGCCGAGGACUGGCUACACCUUUCGGAACGCGCUUUGGUCGAGGGCAACUUUUUAUCAAAUAACAUGGUCGCCGGACUCCAAACACUGCAUCUAAUGGCGCAUAUGCAUCUGCAGUUAGACAAGGGCGAACGCGGUGACAUUGCCUGGCCGCUCUGGGGCUUGGUGAUGCGCUUAGUGCAGGCAAUGGGCAUGCAUCGAGAUGGUGCCUGUUGGAAUCUGCCACACGAUGUGGUCGAGGAAAGACGCAAGGUCUUCUGGGAGUGCAAUGCCGCCGAUACUUUCCAGGCCCAUUGCUUUUCAAGACCGUGUGCUGUCAAUCCCGACCACUGCGAUGUCGUGUUUCCGUCUGAGCCGCCGAAUGCUAGCGGGGAGAAGAGUUAUUCUAUUCUCCGGUUUGAACUUUCUCAGUUGUCGUCCGAGAUUCUCAACAUGGCGAUGAAAGUGCGCAAGCCCGCGUAUUCCGAUGUCAUCGGUCUAGACGUCAGACUCUGCGAAUUCGAACGCAAUCUUCCCUUCUCCCUUCGAUGCCGAACCGCGUUGCUGUCAAUGCCCUCUCGGUACCCUCAGUUCGAAGCUGCCAUUGCAGCAUCCCCAGAACCAUCACGGCGGUCAAUGACCAUUUCUUUCCAGCAAUCGAAUCUUGCGCUCAAUAUUUCCGAGACAAUAAUUAACCUCCAUCGGCCGUAUUAUGCUAAAGCGCUCUACGAAGAAAUAGAUGACCGUGUCAAGUCUGUAUACGCACCGUCAUUUCUGACUGUUAUAGAACGUUGUGCAAUGAUUAUCGCCAUUGUCAACGACAUCCAUACUCGCUUUCCUGCUGUUAGUACAAGGCAAUGGAACUUUUGGUAUCACGUCUUCGGCUCAGCCCUAUGCCUAGGGACAUUAGUCCUGCGCGACCCAAGCAAUCCCAUGGGCACCUUUGUGCUAAGCCAGAUCGAUGCCGCCAUCAAUCUCUUCACAUCCCUAAUCCGAAACGGCGCAAACACCCCCCGCUACAACCGCAAUCUACAAUGGCUCAUGAAACUCCGCGCCAGGGCCUCAUCCAAGAUCUCUAAAGCAUCAACUCCACAACAACAUACUAACAACAACAAUUCCCAGCAAGAUAAUGACCAUGACCAUAAUUCAGACAGACACCGAAGCCGCGAAGAACGAGAAGAAAGUGAAGACGUCGAGCUUCUCGGCUGGCGGACCAGACUCAUCGAGCGCGCCGGCCAGAAUCAUAAAACGAUCCGGACUAUUCACUUCGCCCCGACGCCCAACGGAUCUCAUAUCACGAGUAUUCCUAAUCCGUCUCCAGGCGGUACUCGCGUCGAGGGGUCUCAUGGUGGUGGUGGUGCUGCUGUUGGUGGUGACAUCGGGUCUCCGGGGCUGACAAUGCCCAGCUCAUCGUUCCCGUGGGUGACGCCUGACUCGACUGAUGGCUUUCUUAAUGAGUUUUGGGAUCCAAUGCUCCUGCAGGAUAUAUUCGGGCCGCCUCAUGAAUAGCUCGUCCUAAGUUAUGAACACGUCAAUAUACCUUCUUUCGAUCUGUGCUGGUCUUCUUACCGUUGACAAAGGGGUAAUAUUAUCCUACUAGUCCGUUAUACAGCGCAAGAGUACUUCAAGGAGGACGAACGCGAAUAUUUUGCUGAGAC
Molecule: messenger RNA, 2560 nt
Organism: Aspergillus versicolor CBS 583.65
Lineage: Eukaryota; Fungi; Ascomycota; Eurotiomycetes; Eurotiales; Aspergillaceae
Product: fungal specific transcription factor domain-containing protein
Exons: 13
Coding region: 453-2411 (652 amino acids)
Biological process (GO): DNA-templated transcription
Molecular function (GO): zinc ion binding; DNA binding
Source: RefSeq, a predicted model, not a curated record